AUGGAUACAUAUAAGUACGAACCACUCGAUCUUGACAAGCCUGCUGUUCGACUCCUCCGACUUCUGAGAGGGGAACUCGGAGAUGUCGUCGAAUGCGACCUAUUUCAAGGAUGGAUUGACAGAGACGAUAGCGGCAUGCCUUACGAUGCCUUGUCGUAUACUUGGGGAGGCACGGAAAAGCCCAACACGAUCAAGGUCCACGGAACUGCGAUGCAUGUUACUGCGAAUCUGUAUUCUGCACUCCAACAUCUACGCCUCAAAGAUGAGGAUCGCAUCUUAUGGAUUGACGCCAUCUGUAUCGAUCAAAGUAAUGUCCAUGAGCGACGACAUCAGGUUCAACAUAUGGGUGAGAUUUACAAGGGGGCUGAGCAUGUUGUUGUCUGGUUGGGUGAGGGUGAUGUAGCGACCGACCUUCUCAUGGGCACCAUGAAACGGCUCGAAGAACGACUCCUUGAAGUCUCAGGCGAUUGGAGGCGAUCAGCUCAUCUAUGGAUACAACCUUGGACUGAUCUACAAUCUUCAGACGAGAGAACGAACACACACCAUAGAAGCCACCUGCGUCAUGGAAUGAGUUCAAUAUUGAAGCGAUCAUGGUUUCGAAGAAUAUGGGUUCUGCAAGAAAUUGCUCACGCUCGAGUCGCAACCAUAAUUUGUGGAAACAAGUCUAUUUCUGCACGGGUUUUCGCCCAGAUCCCUCCUCUGAUAGGCCUUGUGGUUGAUAACCAUUGUCAAGCUAUUCUAGAUAUCAUGCCAGGGUUUACUUGCAAAGAGUCGUGGUGGAAUGAAGACAGAAGUUUGCAUAAACUUCUUAUGAAGUUUGGGCACAGCGAAGCAUCCGACAAGCGAGAUAUCAUCUACGCUUUGCUAGGGAUCUCAUCGGAUGCAAGUGACAGCAAAAUCUUAAUUCCCGAGUACACCAAGUCGGUGAGAGAAGUGAUCCGCGAUACCACGUCAUAUAUA
Molecule: messenger RNA, 960 nt
Organism: Mollisia scopiformis
Lineage: Eukaryota; Fungi; Ascomycota; Leotiomycetes; Helotiales; Mollisiaceae
Product: HET-domain-containing protein
Exons: 1
Source: RefSeq, a predicted model, not a curated record